AAUCUAACACGUUUAGCCUUACAAGACGUUUGAGGUGGCAUCUGUUGCCAUUUUUGUUGUCGUCAUAUUCCCAAUAAGUCAAUCAUUUUAAAGUUGUAUUACUCAGAUUUACAAAGAUGUCAUUACUAUGAAGUUCAGCUCUGUUGAGGACUUCAAAGUGCUUAAAUCUUACUCCGAGUAUAAAAAACAGUAUACUUUAUGUAUUUUUUUGAAUGCGCAGUAGGUUUUUCAUUUCAAUACAGAACCUUAAUUUAGGAUGUUUUAACAGAAUAUAUCUAGGACAACACAAUAACCAGGUCUAUCUCGUCCAAAAUCAUGCUCCCAAAGGUAAAUGCCUUUUUCACACUAGUUAUUUUAAGUUGUCCUGGGCAUCCACUGUGGAAUUAAGAGGAUUUACUUCCACUAAGCGUCCCAGUAACGCCAUUACAAUGAACCACCACAGCUGGACCUCCUCUAAGUGGAAUGCAGCUACCAUGAAUACACCUGUGUUUUAUUUUCCAGAAAAGGUCCAUUGCAACACACUAUACAAAGCCAGUGAUCAAAUAGCAUACUCCGUGUAAACACAGUUGGUCUGUUUAUCAGUUAUGCAGUUUAUUAUAUCAAACCUUGGGCCAACACUUAACUUUACUUUGUUUCUUUACUUGGGAUGUGUGAGUGUGUCAUAGUAUCAAACAAUCUGUGCAAUAAGCAGUAGGUCUGAACAUGAGCUGCAUACUGAUGUGCUGCGCAGAGGACGUUUUGUACUGAAAAUACAAAUUUGAAAGUAGUUAAAGAUUAUUCUUCUUUUUUUAUUCUUAAGUCUGGUUGUCUAGGUACUUUUUUGUUAUUUUACUGUUUUUCAGUUUAAAGGAGCUGUUGGGAGUAGUUAGAGAUGUAGCAUGUAGUAGUAUGUGCCUAAAACCCUCUGAACUGCUCCCGAGGUGCUUCACAUGGCUGCUCACUUGGAUGGUUUAAAAGCGGAGGAUAAAAACUUGUAGUUACAUUAACAUUCAAGGCCGAUAAAUCUGAUAUCAUAUUUAAUUUCCUUUGCAAAGCUCCCAGAUAAACCCCACAUGUUGGCACCUGCUGCUGUGAAAGUCAAAGCCAAGCUAGAAAUAUCAUCUGUAAUCAAAACUUUUCUCUUCUGAAGAGUGGAAUGGUUAUUGUUUUUCCGUUACGAGGAAUCGACUCAUCAAUCAAUGCUAAUGAAAAAAAAAAUAGUUAAAGGGCAACGAGCGGUUGCUGUGGUGGUCACAUGCUCUUUUUUUUUUGUUGUCCUUACAUAAUCCUUUAGUUACCUUUCUUUGCAUAUCACUCGAUUAUACAAAAAGUACCAAUCAGUAAUGAUGACACUAGAUACUCCUAUUAGUUGUGGUUGUAAGUCUGUGAACACUUGAGGUAUUUAUUGUGUCUGGAGGUAUUAUAUAAUACCAGAACUAUUGAACAAAGACCUCAUUACUGGUGAGCAGCAGCCUCGAUUUUUGUUUCUGUUUAAGUCGUAUACAGAUAUAUUAAUAGAAACCCCGCACACUGAGUUAUAAUUGUUGGUAUUUGUCUCUGCCUGUGUCUGUUGUGGGUCUUCUAUCAGCAUGAGUUUAUGUCGAGAUGUGUUAGUGCAGAGCUGCAUUGCCGUGGCUGUGUGACAGAGAGUCAGCAUGAGAGGGAGGGACUAAAGGAGCAGGACAAUACUGGUGUUUGUGCAACGGCCCCAGAGUGGCCGCGAGCUCUCUCAGAUCGCUCUCGCUUGACUACCAGUGCUGCAUGCAUUGUUAAAGUGAAAGGAAAGUGGACAGCUUGAUCCUGCGUGUGGGAUGCAUCGACAGAGACAACGGGAGAGAGAGAUCGGGUUUUUGAUGUGAAGUGCAACAAAGCAGAGAGGCUGGCAAGGAAACACAGACCUGGUGGUUUUGGCCACAACAGAGAAAGAAGGCGUCCGCCCCUGCCGUAAGCAGGGAGAGGAAGAAGGAGGUCCUUUCCUGUACCACAUCAAGGGAAGCUGGUGCGGGUGGCCAGGUGAGGGCUGAACCGUGGUGACAGCUUCAGGCCGUGCGCACGGACGAGUGACAGAGGAAGGGGAGGAGGACGAAGAGAGGGAAGAGCAGAGGGCCUGGGCGUGGAGCCCAAACACAAUUAGGAUGGGAGAAAAGAAAGUUAGUCUUCCCGCUAAGCUGAUUAAUGGGGGCGUGGCAGGCCUGGUUGGUGUGACAUGUGUGUUUCCUAUUGACCUGGCCAAGACCCGCCUACAGAACCAGCAGGGCAUCCAAGUCUACAAAGGAAUGCUCGACUGCCUGGCAAAGACGGUACGCUCAGAGGGCUAUUUUGGAUGCUACAGAGGUGCGGCAGUCAACCUCACGCUAGUUACGCCGGAGAAGGCCAUCAAACUGGCUGCUAAUGACGUCUUCAGGCAGAAGCUCUCUAAGGACGGUCAUUUGCCCCUGUGGGGGGAGGUACUGGCCGGGUGUGGGGCUGGGACCUGCCAGGUGGUGGUCACCACUCCCAUGGAGAUGCUCAAAAUCCAGCUACAAGAUGCAGGAAGGCUUGCUGCACAAAGGCCUGUGCCAGCUCCGGCUCAGGCUGCCGCUCCUGGUCCGGCUCCAUCGUUGGUGGCCCCUCCACCACGAGCCCGGUCGACCCCCCCACCACGGGCCUCAGCCACCAGCAUCACUGUGGAGCUGCUGAGGACUCGUGGCCUGGCUGGCCUCUACAGGGGGGCGGGAGCCACCUUAAUGAGGGAUGUCCCCUUCUCAAUGAUCUACUUCCCGCUGUUUGCCAACCUCAACGCGCUGGGCCGGGAAAAAGCAGCCGGCCAGGCCAACGUGCAGACCCGGGCGCCUUUCUGGCAGUCCUUUAUGGCAGGUUGCUCUGCAGGAUCAGUGGCGGCUGUGGCGGUCACACCUCUGGAUGUGAUCAAGACCCGUCUGCAGACCUUGCAGAAAGGGGAAGGGGAGGACACAUACAGAGGGAUUCUUGACUGUACAAGGCGCAUCCUGAGACGAGAGGGCCCAUCAGCAUUCCUGAAGGGUGCGACGUGUCGCGCUUUAGUCAUCGCCCCUCUGUUUGGCAUCGCGCAGGGUGUCUACUUCCUAGGGGUUGGGGAGAUGGUGCUGGAUUUGUUGGGAUAGCAGCGCUUGGGGGAUCAGUGGCAGAAGGAGGGAGGGAGGGGGGUUGCGUUUUGAUUUCUGUACAGAUAAAAUGCUGCUUUAAUCCGCAGCUAACGAGCGGCCGCUAACCAAAGGAAGAGCGACGGUCUGGGAUGUGAAGGAGCUCCAUUUACUAAUAUGUGGACGAGUGAGGUUCACGCUAAUCGUGUUCGUCUAGGUUUUUAACGUGCUGUCAGCGGGGGUUGUGGAGGUUCAACAAGGUCUUGUGCAUGCGUGUGACUGAUCUGAGGUGUCCCGAGCUGUCUCGGUUAUCCCAGGGUUCUUGAUGCAGUGUUACGCCUAGGGACGGGCAUUGAUAAGACUUUAUUGAUGCCGAUUCCACUGGCGAUUCUGCUUAUCGAUACGAUUCUUUAUCGAUUCCCUUAUCAAUUCUUCCUGUGAGUUUCUAAACAAGAGAUAAGAGCUUGUGUAGGAAAACAAAUUGGUCACUGGAUCCUCACUAGCAAUGCUCUGCAGAUACUUAGGGAUAGCUGCACUCCUUGACACGGGUCGGUCUCGGUGUUUAAAGCUGUGUGACGUCAACAAUGUUGGUGGUGUUGAAAUUACGGUGCUGCAUAAGUUGCACUGUUUCAGUCCCUUCUGGAGAAAUUAAGCCACACUUUCGACCAUUUCAGCCUCUGCCAUUGCUUCUCCCUCGUCGUCACGUGAUGUGCACUGCCGCCACCUUCUGGUCAGGGAUGUAAAGAUUCGGCACGAAAAAUAUCGCUAAGGGGAAUCGAUGCACUUGAAGGCCAAUGAUGUCGAUGAAUUGACCCAGUUGGAAUCGACGCCCAUCCCUAGUUACACUUGUCCUUUUUUUUUCUUUUUUUUUUUGACCUAAAAGAGAUUACUCUGUCUCCAUUUUAUUUGUGGCUGCGAGCUAAAUUGCCUACUAAUCAGAUGCAGCAUCAUCCAAUGCAAGUGUUUCAAUCUUUUAUUUUAACAUUGCACGAUGUUUGAUGCCGACACUUUAAUGUGCGACGGAGCUCGACAUCCUUCUUUCCACCCUGUUACGCGAGUUCCUCCCACUCCAGUCCACGGAGGUCAGGGUCGUAAUCUCGGGUUCUUCCACUGGACUGGGAGGCGCCGCCUUCCAGCAUGUCCAAGGUAAUUUGUUAAUCUGAUCGUAAUGCUUUAAUCCCUGUUUUAGCGUACAAUAUACCCCAACACACAGCUCACUUCCUGCUUAGAGGCCACAGGUUACCGCUGCUGGACCUCUAUCUGAUCGACUCCAUCUUCUCCACAGCUUUUCAGGGUCUAAAUGAAACCACGAGGGGGGGGUCAGCUCCGGUUAGAAAUAUGUUGUUCUUUCAAUAACGUGUGCAAAAAAAAAAAAAAUGAAAUGAAGUUGCAGUUCUAAUCCCGGAUUCUUUCGCUGGAUUGGGAGGAGCUGCAUGCCAGUGUCUUUAAGGUCAUUUGUUAAUCUGAUGGUAAUGCUUUAAUCCGUGCAUUAGCAUACAAUAAACCGUAACACCCAGCUCACUUCCUGCCUAUAGCCCUCCAUGACCACUCUGUCUUAUAGUAAGUAACCUCUACUCCACAGCUCGCCAGGGUUUAGUUAAAAACCCGCGAGACGCCUCUGGUUUAUUUUACUGCUUUUAGUUACAGCUAAAACAAAUAAUAAUAGAAAACGUUGCACGCACAAUAACUAAAGAAAAAUGCAAUAAAAGCCUUAUCACUGCUGGUAGUGUCUAAAGCAUCAAAACUGCAAGUCUUAAAUGAACUCAGCGGAAGCGGCGGCGUUGAAAUACCGUUUUUGGUACUUGAAUCCAGUUUGUAGCGGAGACAAUUGUAUUCGUUAGACCCGUGGAGGGAGUAUGGCACCUCGUCUCGCCAACUGUUUGCCAUUACUUGAGCCCACUGGGUGGCACUAAAAACCUUUCUUGUUUUUCUUUUUCUUUCUUUCUUUCUUUCUCUUUUUUUUUUUUUACAUUUUUAAUGCAAGACGUAUUUUGAUGUGGCUAGUGUACAUAUGCUACUACAUUUUCCUCACAGUACAGAGAACAUAGCCGGAGUAAACUGUCUGUUUACAAGCUGUAAAUAAAGAUAUCUCAUACA
Molecule: messenger RNA, 5177 nt
Organism: Mugil cephalus (flathead mullet)
Lineage: Eukaryota; Metazoa; Chordata; Actinopteri; Mugiliformes; Mugilidae
Gene: slc25a18
Product: solute carrier family 25 member 18
Exons: 10
Coding region: 2115-3101 (328 amino acids)
Biological process (GO): malate-aspartate shuttle; L-glutamate transmembrane transport; aspartate transmembrane transport
Molecular function (GO): L-glutamate transmembrane transporter activity; L-aspartate transmembrane transporter activity
Source: RefSeq, a predicted model, not a curated record